CCUUUCUCCACGUGUGGUGCGGAGGCGACCGUGAUCCCUUUCCCUCCCCACGGGAGAGCUCCGAGCUGGUGGAUUGGGGCCGGGGGAAGGAGCCUUAUCUUCUUUCUUCAUUCCCCGUGACCCUCCCCAUCGCCGGCUUGGAAGCAAAACUUCCCCCGACUCGGUCGAUAGACAAACUGAAGUAUGGAGAAAAUGAAAUGAUUUGGACAUGGUCACUUUGAGAGCAUACAUAAUGUGACAAUCUUUUGUUAAGGGAUGGGCCUAGAAAAAAUUUACAGAAAUCAUCAGUAUUACCAAUAGAAUUCUACAGAAAGAGAGAGAAGUUCUAUUUAAAAUGGCUGCAGAAUGUAUAAAAUACUUUGGAGUCUUCCACACAAUAACCAUAUAACUACAACUACAAACAACUUUAUAGAAAUAAAGACAGAACUAAACAAGUGGGAAAACACCAAUUGCUCAUGGAUAACCAUGAAUCUCCUGCUAUUUUUUAUUUUGGGCUUGCUUGUUCAUUUUGUGUUCUUUGUCUCCAUAUUUGACAUUUACUUUACUUCUCCUCUGGUGCAUGGUAUGACUCCUCAGUUUACUCGUCUGCCAUCUCCAGCAAGGCGAUUAGUGCUCUUUGUUGCUGAUGGCCUUCGAGCAGACUCCCUUUAUGAAUUAGAUGAAAAUGGAACUUCUAGAGCCCCAUUCAUCAGGAAUAUAAUAAUGCAUAAAGGUAGCUGGGGCAUUUCUCAUACCCGUGUUCCCACUGAAUCCAGGCCAGGACAUGUGGCACUGAUAGCUGGAUUUUAUGAAGAUGUCAGUGCAGUUGCCAAAGGGUGGAAAGAGAAUCCUGUGGAAUUUGAUUCUCUUUUCAAUGAAAGCAAAUAUACGUGGAGUUGGGGAAGCCCUGAUAUUUUACCUAUGUUUGCUAAAGGUGCAAGUGGAAACCAUGUUUAUAUCCACUGUUAUACAGCAGAAAAAGAGGACUUUGGUGCCCGAGAUGCAGCAAGGCUUGACACCUGGGUUUUUGACCAAGUUAAGGACUUUUUCCAGUCUGCUAAAAGUAACCAGUCUUUGUUCUCAAAAUUGAAUGAAGAGAAAAUAGUGCUCUUCUUGCAUUUGCUGGGAAUAGACACAAAUGGGCAUGCUCACCGACCAUCAUCAAGAGAAUAUAAAGACAAUAUAAGAAAAGUCGAUGAUGGAAUGAAGGAAAUAGUGUCCCUUCUGGAGGAUUUUUAUGGAAAUGAUGGAAAAACAGCCUUUGUCAUUACCUCUGAUCAUGGAAUGACAGAUUGGGGAUCUCAUGGUGCAGGUCAUGCCUCAGAGACUUUAACACCUUUGGUUGCUUGGGGAGCUGGAAUACGUUAUCCACAGCAGGUGUCAACACAAUUCUUCAAUGAUGAGUUUUUGAAAAAAUGGCAGCUGGAGAACUGGAAAAGGCGAGAUGUCAAUCAGGCUGACAUAGCACCAUUGAUGGCUUCUCUCAUUGGAGUUCCUUUUCCCCUUAAUUCUGUGGGAAUCCUGCCUCUGGAUUAUCUUAACAAUAGUGAUCUUUUCAAGGCAGAGAGUAUGCUUACAAAUGCAGUACAGAUCCUUGAACAAUUUAAGAUAAAAAUGACUCAGAAAAAAGAAGUCACACUGCCAUUUUUAUUUACACCCUUUAAGUUACUUUCUGAUUCCAGUCAGCUUGAGAUUUUAGGAAAAGCAAGAUCUUACCUUAAACAGAAGAAGUAUCAGGAGGUGAUCUCUCUUUGCAAGAAGCUGAUUCACCUUGCACUGGAAGGCUUGUCAUAUUACCACACUUAUGACAGAUUCUUUUUGGGCAUCAGUGUUGCUUUGGGUUUUAUUGGAUGGAUAUCUUUUGCUACUAUAAUGAUUAUCAAGUCUCAUUCUAGUCUCACAAGAAGUGUUGUUAAAAGUGGAAAGGUGUUUGCUUUCCAGAAACCUCACUGUUUACUGCCAUUCAGUUUUGUAAUUAUUGGAGUUUUAAUAGCAUUCUUCCUGCUGAUUCAAGCCUGUCCCUGGACCUAUUACAUAUAUUGUUUGUUACCGGUGCCAAUAUGGUAUGCAGUUCUCAAAGAAUUCCAAGUUAUUCAAGACCUGAUCACAUCAUUGUUGACCUUUUCUGGAAAACAUUCAAUUGUGUUUUUACUAGUUUUCACUCUUGGGAUUGAAAUAUUAGUUCUGAGUUUUUUCUACCGCUACAUGCUUACUGCUGGUCUUAUUGCUUUUGCUUGCUGGCCAUUUUUCACCCAACUCUGGACUCAAGCAAAGAUCACAUCACUAGGUUGGACACUCUUCUCUUUACUUCUUGCAGUGUUUCCCCUUUUACCUGUUUUAGGACGUGAACCAGAUAUCACUCUAGUAACAGGAGCAGGUUUGCUCAUUUUUUUGAUCUCCUUGUCAUCCUUUGUAUAUAUCUGGAAAAGCAAAAGUAAAUUUAAAGUCGAAGAUCUGCCAGUACAUCUGUAUCAGAUGGUAUGUGUACUUAUUUCCACUUAUAUUGUGAAUAGUACUCACAGUAGUCUUCUUCAGAAACAAGGCCUGCCUCAGAUGAACCAAAUUGUAAGCUGGGCAAUACUGGCCUCUUCCUUGGUUGUGCCAUUAUUGGGUCCCACGAUUAUAUUCCAGCGAUUAUUCAGUAUACUUCUCUCCUUGAUGUCAACCUAUCUGCUGUUGAGCACAGGAUAUGAAGCUUUUUUUCCCUUCGUGUUGUCAUGCUUAAUGCUGGUUUGGAUCCAUGUGGAACAAGAAACACUGCAGCAGUCAAGUAUUUCCUGUACACAAAAGCUCACCAGUAUCCAUUUUGCCUAUAAUACAGAUAUAACUCAAUUCCGGCAACUCCACCUGGAUGACAUCCGUAGGUCCUUCUUCUUUGUUUUCUUCAUAGUGACAGCCUUUUUUGGAACUGGAAACAUAGCUUCGAUUAACAGUUUUGAUCCUUCAUCUGUCUAUUGCUUCUUGACUGUAUUUAACCCCUUUAUGAUGGGAUCCUUGAUGAUGUGGAAGAUUUUAAUUCCUUUUGUUCUUGUGAUGUGUGCUUUUGAAGCAAUUCAAGUAACAACACAACUCUCAUCAAAAAGCCUUUUCCUCAUUGUCCUUGUUAUUUCAGACAUCAUGGCACUGCAUUUCUUCUUUUUGGUCAGAGAUUAUGGGAGCUGGCUUGAUAUUGGAACAAGCAUUAGCCACUAUGUGAUUGUUAUGUGUAUGACCAUCUUUCUGGUCUUUCUCAGUGGACUGGCACAACUGUUAACGACAAAGAAAAUCAAACUGUGGGGGAAAACCAAACCCCACUUCAUGUGACUUCACUACAGAUAUCACAAGGCCCCUGGAUUUCAUUCAGCCUCUCAUCUGUUUCAAUGCUUCUAUUUUUAAACUCUAAUUUAGGAGGAUCGACAUGUCAUAAAAUCCCAUCAAGGAUUCAACAUAGUUUGCCUUGAGAAGAUUAAUGAUGAUAUAUAACAUUUUCUGCUCCCACAAAAAGGCAAUGCAUUUGGAAUUCUGAAUCUAAAGAUGUCUAGAAUUAAUUAAUUUCCUAUUUUGGAGUUAAAUUUUGUCUCCUCCCCCCAAAAAAAUGUAGUUAUGUCUCUGGAAAAACCAUUAUGAAAUUUAUGCUUCCUCUUUAUUUUUUUUCUUUAACUGCAGCUUUUUCUUCUAGUUGUUAAUAUUUUGCAUCUGCAAAAAGCCAACUUUUGUCCUAAAAUAAGUACAUCCCUUCCUUAUUAGACAGUUCUAGGUAUAUUCUGUGAGGAUUUUAUUAACAUAUUCCCUGGGCUGAUUAUAUCUCAAACCACAACUAUGAUUGAAUUUGACAUGUGUCAUCAGGUGGCACAACAGAAUUUAUUAAUAAGUAGAAUUAUCUUUAAAAAACAACAACCACCCUACUUUCUGUCUUAGAAUCCAUAUUCAAUAUCAGUCAUCAGGAAGAAGAGUGGUAAGGGUUAAGCAGUUGGGGUUAAGUGACUUACCGAGGGUCAUAUAGCUAGGAAGUGUCUUGAGGCCAGAUUUGAAUCCAGGACCAAAAUUUGAUGUUGGGCCUUUUUGCUGUCAGCCAGAGAAGACCUUGGAAAAGAGUGCACUCAGUCUUUGAAGACUUUCCGUUUUGAUAAAAAUUGACAAUCAGAAGUCUUGUGUCUGACAUAGAGUUGUCAGACCACAAAGAGGCAUCAAGCUGAGAUUCAGGUUUAUUGAAAUAGAAAAGUUGGCUAUAAAUAUUAUUCAAUAAGAGGAAAAGACCUGGAUUCAAAUCCUUUCUCUGAUUCUCAUUACCUUUGGAACCUUGGGCAAGUCAUUUAAUCUCCCUGAGCCUCCAUUUCCUCAAUUCCAAAAGAAAGAGGUUGAGGUACAUCAAGCUUUGGGGCUUUUUAAAAAUUAUUUUUAACAUUCAUUUUUAAAUUGUCAGUUUCAAAUUUUCCCAUCUUUCAAGUUGAGUUUUGAGAAAAGUAUUUUGUAAAUUUUAAAAUAUAUAAAUGAAAAGAAGUGUUUGUCAUAGAACACCAUCUUCUUUUUCUAAGGGUUAUACUAUAAAAGACUUCUUUGCCAAACUAAAGAAGCCACAUUUCUGUUAAGUUCAACAAACAUUUAUGAAGUACUUGUACCACAGUAUAAUUGUAAGGGUUUAAAAUUUUUUAAAUAUAUAGAAACAAUCUGGUAAUGUGCUCAGUGUUAUAAAACUGUAUACCUUUUGAUCCAGCAAUACCAGUAUUAGUUUUAUUUACUAAUGUGAUAAAGGAAAAAAAAACCCUAUAUGCAUUAAAACAGUGAUGGGAAACCUAUGGCGUUGGUGCCAAAGACGGCAUGCAGAGUGUUCUCUGUGGGCACUCAGCUACCCCCUCCCCAAAUUUGUUACUAGAAAGGCAGAGGGACUUGGGCAGAGCAGCUCCCCUCCCCCUCUCCACUGUGCCUGAUGACAUUUUUUCCAUAUCCCCUGCCCCUCUGUCUAGCAAUCAAUGGGAGCUCACAGAGGGGAAGGUAGCCGGCUCACAGGCGGCAAAGCUGGAGGAUGAAUGCUCUGGCCACUUCCCCUUGUCACCUGUGCUGAGGACAUUUCUCACAUGACCAACCCCUCUGGCCUGCAGCCUAAUGGGAGUUCUUCCUCCCUCCCUUGGGUGGGAUAAUAGGGGGCACAGCAAGUUGUCUAUCUCUAAAGAGUUUGCCAUCACUGUUCUAAAAUAUUCUGAUAGUUCUCUUUGUGGUAGCAAAGAACUGAAAAUUGUAGGGAUAUCCAUCAAAUGGGGAAUAGCUGAACAAGUUAUUGCAUAUAAUUAUGAUGGAAUAUCACUGCACCAUAAGACAUAACAGGUUAAUUUUUGUAAAAUUCAUGGAAAGAUCUACAUGAAAUUAUGAAGAGUAAAGAAACUAAUAAACGGAAAUAAAGAAGACAUCAUUUUAUAUAUACAUAUAUCUUUUUGUAAGAGAAUACCUUCUCUAAUGGGGAGGACAGAAAUUAACUGGGUUUUUUAAUGUAACAAAUAAAUAAAUUUAAAUGUUUCUUAAAAAUCUAGUUGUGGCAUCCAAUAUGGAAACAGUCUCAAUCUAAAAUAAUAGAUCUUACAGUGAAUAGCAAAAGACUGGACUGCUGACAAUUUCUGACUGUGAAAUUAUAUCCCAAAGUCUAAACAUCCUUUCAUUAAACUUAGAUUAUCAUUUGUAAUGCAACAAAAUAUUUUGAGAGCAAUUCUUAUUUAGUCUUCCCAUAAAAGUAACCUUUCUAGAUUGCCAGAGAUUUGGCCUUUUGCUCCGGACAUCAUUGUUCUCUUUCUUUGGCAUAACAUUCAUAUGUACAAAAAUGACAGAGAGAAUAACUAAAAAGUUGCCUUGGGCUGAUGUGAAGCUCUAUUGAUAUGAGACCCAUUUUAAAGAAGGAAUUGCUUUUGAAUUAAAUUAGAAUGUUGCUAAUUCACAGUAAUGACUUGGAAGCCUGCUGAAGAUUACUAAAUUUUUCAACUUGUUGGGUGAGUGAACAAACACAAUUUAGAAGAAUUCAGGGAAUCAGUUUGGUAAAACAUUCUUUGUUCCUUUCUCUGUACAAUUGUAUCUUGAUUUUAAAUUAUUUAUGUUAAUACUGUAACACCAGCCAAGGCAUUAUACAGUGUGCUUAUAUAUACAUGUAUAGAUUUAUAUUUUGACUAUGUUAAAAUAAGAUCUUGCAUAUGACCUUUAAUCCAUGCCAGGAAUUAAGAUGAUACCUUAUUUUUGGUUCAGAUAAUCUUAAGGAUUAGUAAAUUUUUCUGAUGCCCCUUAGAACUUUGGGGUCAGUUUUUCUACAUAUCAGAGACAGCUGUACUUAUAAAUAUUUAUCCUGUGUAGCUCAGUUUAAAUCCAAGCUUGCCUUAUUUACUCAUCUUUUCCUGGGCCCCCAAAUUCUCACACAAAGCAGUGAAUGAAUGAAUAUUUUAUCUCUGCAUUGUAAAAGGUGCAAUAUGUUUUGUCCAGAGCCUUAUUUUGCUAAUCAACACAUGCCUCUUAUAGUGUGGAGGCAGUGUGUGAUUUUACCAAAAGGGAAACAUUCUGAGACAAUUCUGGUUUUACAUUGCAAUGAUCUAUAAAUAAGCUCUUCUGAUUCACUUAGAUAAUCCACUUAGCUGUGGGGACCUUCCAUGUUUUGUGGUUUGCAGAAUGUCUUGGGAAAUACUAAAAUGUAGAUUUUGUAUUUUUAUACCAAAUGACCAAGAAAAAAAUAGUUUAAUUGAAAUUCAAAUGUUGACAACUUCUACUACUUCCCCUAAGAAUUUCUUAUUGAAUCCUAGUCUUUGUUAUGAUAGAUUUUCAUUUAAGGUUUUAGGAUAUUUGCUGGUAACAUUGUUUUCAUUAUUAGAACAUACUGAAGGCAAUUAAAAUUUUCAAAUAGGGUUGAAAAGGCAUCAACCAAAGAGUAGAAUGUGGUUGUAGGCAAUGCUCUAGGCUCAGUCUCAUAGAAGGAAUGCUGUUGUAUCUACCAUUCAGGGCACUAGGGUACCCUUUAGGACUGAGGGAGGUUUUUGCUCAGCUACUGUCAGCUCAAGUCCCCAUUCUGGUGUUUUCCCCUUGCUGUUGACUGCCAGUGUUCUGUUUAGUGUAUUAACAUCAAUUAUAUUUUCCAGAAGGAUAUUUAUUUGGAAACUAAAAGAAGCGCAAAAGUACACAUAUCCCCCUCCCAUUGUUAAGGUCUGGGAAUUCACCCACCACCAUGGAAGAUCACAGACAAUGCAAUCAGACACGGAAAAGGCCCUUUAUUGAAAAACUGAUAGGCGCAUCAGUGGGAACCUCUGCCAUCGGAGUUCCAAGUUGCUUCUGACAGGCUGGGGUUUAAAUACUUUUUCAUGAAUAACCUUUUGUUGGAAAGUUGCUUUUUGCACCUGGGGUCUCGGUGCUGAAGUUUAUCAGGGACCUUGGACAGGCCCCAGCGCAAGGGCUGAAGCUUAUCUGUCUGUAGCGGGGCCUUGGCAUUUUUCCUGGCUGAAUUUCUCAAGGCAAUUUUAAAUUUAGAUCUCCCUCACCAUCCAAAUACCUGGAGAGGCUCAUUCACUAGACCUCCUCAGUCCCUGGGGAGAGUGGGCUCAAACUAAACACUUAAGUUUCUAUAUAAGAUUCUCCCCCACCAAAUUCACAUCCAUUGUACCUAGAUAAGCCUUAGUCAUGGCAGUUUCUGGGCAGAAUCUGGAGAUCUGCCCUAGGAUCUUGAAUUGCUCAUACUCCCAGGCUCAUCGCCAUCUGCAGUCUUCUGCACCUUUAAGUAGCCAAGAAAAGCUACAACAGAGACAAAGAAGAGCAGGGCCAUGUAUUCUUGGCUUCAUGUUGGCACCUAGGGAGAGAAGACCUCAGACCUCCACCCAGAGGCCUUCAGCAACUUGUCUUCCUUCCCUAGUGCUAACAAGUUGGGAAAGAACCUGAACCUGACUAACUAGUGCUUUUUAAAAGCAUCUCAUCCAUCUCCAUGGCCAAUCAGAGUUAUCCUGUCUGCCACAUGGUCAGAGCCUGGAAGCCGACUUCUCAGUCUCCAACCACAUGAGGAACUAGAUUAUCUCCUCCCCCCCACCCCACCCCCCCAAAAAUGUGGAAAGCAAAUAUGGAAGCAAGAAGCUGUCCAAAUUUCAACGUUUCCAAAGUUCAGUUUUUGGUUGUUAGGGUUAGCAUUGGGUGGCCCGGGUUCUUGUCUCAUCUUACUGUUAGUCACUUCUCUGUGUAAAAAUAGACUCGAACUCUGGACUUCAAUCCCCACAAGCCCUGGCUCCACUUCCCCAAAAUGCUUUGUAAUCUCACGGGAAUUCGGAGGUGGGCCGAGAUUGAGAAGGGAUUUAACCUGAUUGCAAAGGCUUUUGUGGUCUUUUUUUGGACUUCCGUUUUGGAGCAGAGGCGUCUCUUCCAUGAUGUAAGGUUAUCUUGUCUAGGCCUCUGGCCUAGGCAGGUGAUUUUUCUUACUUGUAUAUUCUUAAAUCCUUAAUCUUUAAUAAACCUCAUAAAAAUAUAA
Monodelphis domestica (gray short-tailed opossum) is the source of this 8428-nucleotide messenger RNA. NCBI's taxonomy places the organism in Eukaryota, Metazoa, Chordata, Mammalia, Didelphimorphia, Didelphidae. The record is from RefSeq and is a predicted model, not a curated record.